Haliotis rubra (blacklip abalone) is the source of this 2084-nucleotide messenger RNA. Its product is annotated as solute carrier family 49 member 4-like. Bases 53 to 853 code for a protein of 266 amino acids. The transcript has 7 exons. Gene Ontology annotation, biological process: transmembrane transport. Gene Ontology annotation, cellular component: membrane; intracellular membrane-bounded organelle. The record is from RefSeq and is a predicted model, not a curated record. Gene Ontology annotation, molecular function: transmembrane transporter activity. Lineage: Eukaryota; Metazoa; Mollusca; Gastropoda; Lepetellida; Haliotidae.
CGCAUUCAGUCUGACGCCAGCCGCUAACAUAUCCGAGGUGAGAAGCGGCAUCAUGAGACUCAUGUAUACAGAAUGUGCGGCGUGUGUGCUGUUGCUGCUCCUGGUGGUGGUGUACUUCCCCGCCAAGCCUCCGUCUCCCCCCAGUCUCACAGCGUCCAUGGAAAGGACAAACUACCUGCAUGGGAUCAAAGGACUUUUCAAACAUAAACGCUUCUUGGUGAUACUGGUCGCCUACAGUGUCCCGACGGGGGUGUUUGGCGGCCUUGGGGCUGCACUGGAUAUGGUCCUGGAUGGUGUCGGAGUAUCACAGUACCAAGCUGGUUGGAUUGGUUUUUAUGCCACGGUCGGUGGUUGUGCAGCGGCACUACUGAUGUCCAGGAUUGCUGAUCAAUUUCUACGUCACAUGAAGAUGAUGCUCCUGUUCCUAUUCGUCUCAGGAACAGCCGCCUGUCUCUGGCUUGUUCUGCUGCGUAUGUCCUAUAUCCCCGUAAAUCUAUGGUCACUGUACCUAUCCAACAUCUUGAUGGGAGUCUUCAUCUAUGCUUCUAUACCUCUGUUCUUCGAGCUUGGGUGUGAGGCGUCUUAUCCUAUUGCUGAGGGUGUGACGGUCGGUGUCCUCACCAUCGCCAACAACGUGACUGGUGUCAUCUUCCUGUCUGUCAUGCAGAUCCCGAAAAUAGGCGUUGUGUGGAUGCCUUGGGCAACCCUGGGCUCUGCAGCGGUUGGAAUACCCCUACUUCUGUUGUUCAAAGAGAACUACACCCGGACUGACAUAGACACACAAAGGAUAAUUGUUCCGGAACCUGAUCCAUAUCGUGCUACGUCGAUCAAUACCAACACUAAAGUUGGUUGACAGGAAAACAUCACACAUACUGACAGUGUAAAGGCAGAUGAUUGGCGAACAGGUGCUUAGUCUAGACGUGGAUCUCUUUACUAAUACUUGACGUGGAUAAAAGGAGUGUGAGUGAGUGAAUUUAGUUUUACGCCGCGUUUGAGCAAUAUUCCAGUAAUAUCACGGCGGUGGACACCAGAAAUGAGAUGGUGUUUGCUGGUAAACGACCUAGCUGUCUAGCCAGUUGUCAGUUUGUUGGCGGGGCCAAUAUCAUGGCACAAUAAUCCGUGUAUGAAAUUAGCCAAAAAAAACCCAGAAAGACAUCAGGGCUAGUAACUUAAAAAUGUUACCAGCCCCAAAUGGAUUUAACCUGACCAGACACCAAUGGUUAAUAUGGUAAAUUUCCUCACAUGUAUGGAACGUCUAAAAAUUUUAACAGACCAUCGGGCCGGCUAGCUGUAAUUUCAGACCGUCCGUAUGAAAUCUAGGCCGUCUGGGGCGGUCGGACGGGCCUUAUUUCAUACACUGCCAUAAUGAUUGAUUUGACGUCACUCACUUGUCACGUUUCACUCGACCUUGUUCCCACUGUGGUCCCAAUGUAGAUAAAACCGUUGCACGUAGAUAUGUUAUCGAACACAGGUCUUGUGAGCUCGUAGGGUUAACUUCCAUACAAGAGUUAGUUGCGUGAUGUACGUGAUUUUACAACACACUGUCUUUGGUGUAAUGGUGACUUAGAAAUGUGUAACGCACAUAUACGACAUGAAGAGAUGCCUGAAUGUUUUGCCUGUUUAUUCAACCAUUGAAACAAGACGGAGAAUGACAUUUCAAUGGUGUACUCGUUAGCUCUUUAAGCCGUGUUGGUGAAAACAGGUAUUCCCUUCCGGAAGCCUCUUCUUGGUGUUUAAAUUAGCGUUUGGCAAUGUUAUUGUGUCCUUGAUGUAUGUUAAUAAAUCACAGUUUUGGUUUAUUGUUUCUUUGAACGGUAUUCAGUAACGGUACAUCCGGUCAUAUGCAUGUGUAGAGUUCAUAGACCAUCCGAGCCUACAUAUGAAUUGCACACUAACAGAAAGAGUAAACAGAAAAUUAUUCAAUGUUUUCAUACGUUCACUGUGCUACAUAUAUGAAAAAUAUUAAAACAUGUACUACGUGAAGGUAAUUAGCUAGUGACCUUGAGAAUACGAUAUAUACAGAAUACUACACGAGGUCUCAUUAUAUACGAAUUAUACGAAACGAGUGUCCUUCCUAUGGUAUC